Molecule: messenger RNA, 225 nt
Organism: Phytophthora infestans T30-4
Lineage: Eukaryota; Oomycota; Peronosporomycetes; Peronosporales; Peronosporaceae
Exons: 2
Coding region: 1-225 (74 amino acids)
Source: RefSeq, a predicted model, not a curated record
AUGGCUGGUCACUCUGAGCUCGCAGACAUCCACAGCCCGAAGGACACCGAUGGCAUGAUGACUCCGCCGAGGAAGAUCCGGCAAUUGUCGUCGCCUCCGAAGAUCAGCCAAUCGCGCCCUGUGUACGCUGUGCGCGCUGCCCCACUAUUUCCUUCACUGGACGACUGGAGUGACGAAGAGCCCGAAGAUGCCGAACCUGUGAAGCCGUGGUCGCAGUCUGCAUAA